CGUGACAUUCUCGUGACCGCUCCCUGUCUGGAUCAUGUGUCAGGGAUCAGAUGGAUCAGAUCUGUCAGUGUCAUGAUCGUUGAUCGAGCGGCUGCACUCAAUUUUUCCUUACAACGACCAGACGAUGGCGGAACAUUUCGACUCUCGACGGCUGGUCGGGAUACGGGCGGAGCGCGUCACGGACGUGUCGAAUCGCGAGUUCCCCGGGCACUACCCCGGGGAGGAUCUGUCCUGGGACCUCGAAAAAUUUCGCCAGAACUUGACAGUGAAGAUCCAACGCGCGUCCGCCCGAUCGAUCGACUUCGACCUCGUUGGCGUCGACGCGUCCAUCGCCAACGCCUUCCGGCGCAUCCUAAUCGCGGAGGUCCCAACACUCGCGGUCGAGAACGUGUACGUGUACAACAACACGACGGUGAUCGUCGAUGAGGUGCUCGCGCACCGCAUCGGGCUCGUCCCGCUGAACGUCGACCCGAAGGACAUGGAGAUGCGCACGGACGACGAGGAGUCGACCGACCGCAACACGCUCGUGUUCAAGAUCGACGUGACGUGCACGCGGCGGCCGGACGCGCCAAAGGACGCGACGGACCCCGCGCUGCUGUACGAGAACCACGAGCUGCUGUCGGGGCACAUGGUGUGGAGCCCGUUGGCGAGCAGGACGAGUUCUUCCGGGACAGGCCGCCCGCGCCGCUGAACCCGAACAUCGUGCUGGCGAAGCUCCGGCCCGGGCAGCAGGUCGAGAUGACGCUGCAUGCUGUCAAGGGCGUCGGCAAGGACCACGCCAAGUUCAAUCCCGUCGCGACCGCCUCUUACCGCCUCCUCCCCCACAUCAUCAUCAAAAAGCCGAUCCCGCCCGACCUGGCGGACAAGUUCCAGAAGUGCUUCGCGCCGGGCGUCAUCAAGGUCGACCCGCGCACGAAGGCGGUCAGCGUCGACGACGCGAAGAAGCGCAACGACACCGUCAGCCGCGAGGUGCUCCGGCACCCGGAAUUCGACGGCGCCGUCGAGCUGAGCCGCGUGCGCGACUACUUCCUGUUCAACAUCGAGUCGGAGAGCGCGAUCCCGCCGCAGCGGCUGCUGCUCGAGGCGAUCGGCGUCAUGCGCGGCAAAAUCAGCACGAUCCGGCAGGCGGCGGCGGCGCUGCUAGAUCAGUCCGGCGGGGACGUCACGAUGGGCGACUAGAUUUCGUGUUUGUAUGCUGUUUUAUGACUUGCGUGGCCAGCUGUGAUAAUGCGAAGCGCUGUACUUGCUUGCACUGAGCGUUGACUCGGAUUCAGACUCGCAAGUUCGACGACUGCAUUUGGAAUGCAACCCCGGGGUGCCUGAACGUGAACACGCAUCCAUCUCCGCCUCGUAGGCGCACUGGAGAACCCUCUCUGAUGACCCAUCACGCUUUGAACUGGGAUUUCCUUUUUCGGGAGGUAUGACUGCUCGCUUCGCUCGCAACAAUGGCAUGACAAUGCUAUCAUGGCUUGGGCACGGUUCGAAGCCCACAUAAAUAAGGCGUCCUUCAGCUGGGUGGAUUCCCCAUCUGCUCCCAGACACACUCCACUUGCCACUUCUGAAAAAGAAUACAUAACCAUGGAUCACGUCCACGAAAUCGAACUCGAGUCCGACUCGAAGCCGGACCUGUUCGACCUCAGCAAACCCGGUGCCCUGCACCUGGACCUCCCAGCCGCGGCGUCUCCCGCCGCUACCGCCACCAGCACCACCAGCACCACCGGCGCAACGACUCCGCCGCUCACCCUCCGCCGCCGCAACGUGCCCGACGUCCCGCGCGACGUGAGCGAGAACGAAGACGAGGACGACUUCCUGCUCGAGCAUCUCAACGACCCGAACCUCGACCUGCGCCAGGUGCGCAGCGACGCCGGCGCCGCUGCGGAGGCCCUCGAGCUGACCCCGCGGCCCAAAUCCGUGACGUCGUCGACCAAGACGGGCGCGACGCCCUCCGAGCUGGAGUCGGGGGCUGGCGGCUCGUCGGCGGUCGAGUGGGAUGACGAAUCGCCGUAUGCCGAAGUGCGGAUGGCGGUGUCCAAAGUCGACGACCCGACGAUGCCGGUCAAUACCUUCCGGAUGUGGUUCCUCGGACUCAUCUUCACCGUCGUGCUCUCGGCAUUGAACCAGGUUUUUGAGUAUCGCUGUAAGGACAUCUCCUUCGCUGUUUGUGACUGGGCUCGUGGGACAGCUGGUCUCGCUCCCUGCUGGGAAGUUCCUCGAGUGGGCGCUGCCCAGCACGACCUUUGUCACCCGUGGGUACGCCUGGUCGCUCAACCCGGGUCCAUUCAACAUCAAGGCAAGCCGAUUUCCGAACAUGUGUGCAUCACGACGAUGAUCAACGUCGCCUACAACGGCGCGAUCGCGACGGACGUCCUGGCCACGCAGCAGACCUUCUUCCACGAACGCAUCUCCUUCGCGUACCAGGUCCUGCUGAUCCUCGGCACGCAGACGGUCGGCUUCGCGCUGGGCGGGCUGCUGCGCCAGUUCGUCGUGUACCCGUCGUCGAUGCUGUGGCCGACGAACCUCGUGAGCUCGGCGCUGUUCAACACACUGCACACGACGUACGGCGCGCGCGAGCGCGGGCACAUGACGCGCCAGCGCUUCUUCGCGCUCAUGUGCGCGGCGAGCUUCGUGUGGUACUGGGUCCCCGGGGUCCUGGUCACGUCGCUCAGCUUCUUCACGUGGGCGUGCUGGCUCGCGCCGAACGACGUGCGCGUCAACGCGCUGUUUGGCGGUGUGUCCGGGCUCGGGUAUGGGAUCGUCUCGUUUGACUGGACGGUGAUCUCGUUCUUUGGGAGUCCGCUGGCCACGCCGUGGUGGUCGACGAUGAACGUCAUCGCUUCGGUCUUUCUGUGCUUUUGGAUUGUGACGCCGAUCAUCUACUUCAGCAACACAUUCUUCACAUCCUACCUCCCGCUGUCCUCGUUUCUCGUCUUUGACAACACCGGCGCACCGUACAACACGACGGCCGUGAUCGUCGACGGCGUGUUUGACGCCGCGGCCUAUGAGGCCUACUCGCCCGUCUUUCUGUCGAGCGCGAUGUGCGUCGGCUACUUUGUUGCGUUUGCCACCUUUGCGUCGUUGUUUUCUCAUGUCUAUCUCUGGCACGGCCGCGACGUCGUGCGCCGCUUCCGGUCGACGCUGCACACCGAGCGCGACGUCCACUCCCGCCUGAUGCGCGCCUAUCCCGAAGUUCCGUUCGUGUGGUACGCCGUGGCCGGUGCGCUGUCCGCCAUCUACAUCCUCGUCGCAGUGACCCUCGUCCCGGGCGAUGCGGGGCUGCCGAUCUGGGCUGCCCUCCUGGCGCUGCUGCUCGCGAGCCUGCUCGCGCUGCCGCUGUCGAUCAUCAAGGCGAUCACGAACCAGUCGAUCGGGCUGAACGUGAUGGAGGAGAUCCUCGCGGGCUACCUCGUGCGCGACCGGCCCGUCGCGAACAUGAUCUUCAAGGCGACGUGCCUCGCGGGGACGCAGCAGGCGACGAGCUUCGCGGGCAGCCUCAAGCUCGGGCACUACAUGAAGAUCCCGCCGCGCACGAUGUUCGCGGUGCAGAUGGCCGCGGUCGUCGUCACGUGUGUCGUCGUCACGGGCGUGAACAGCGUCGUGCUCUCGAACGUACCCGGGAUCUGCACCGACGCCGCGCCGAGCGGCUUCGUGUGCCCCUCGACGCACGUGUUCUCGGAUGCCGCACUGCUCUUCGGCGGCAUCGGCCCCGCGCGCAUUUUGUCCGGGACGUACCGCCACCUGCUGUGGGGCUUCCCCCUCGGCCUCCUCGCGCCGCUCCCGCUCUACCACCUCGCGCGCCGCUUCCCGCGCAGCCCGCUCCGCUUCGUCAACUUCCCGGUCUUCUUCGGCGGCGUCGCGGCGAUCCCGGCCGUCUCCGCGUACAACUACGCCGCGUGGGGCCUCGUCGCGUUCGUGUUCAACUUCUGCGUGCGCCGCGCGCACUUCCGCUGGUGGAUGCGCUACAACUACCUCCUCUCCGCCGGCAUGGACGCCGGCCUCGCGCUCGCGUCGAUCGUCGUCUUCUUUGCGGUUGCGCUGCCGGGCGUGCAGAUCAACUGGAUUGGGAACACGAUCUGGAUGAAUACGGCCGAUGCGAGGGGGCUGCCGCUGCGCACUGCCAACGGGACCUUUGGGCCCGCCACUUGGUGAGCGCCGGCUCCUGAACCCCCUUUCUGCUCGCACACUCCUUGUUUCUCUCUCAUACUCACGCUCACUUAUCUCUCUGUAUCGCACGAUCUCAUACUUACACUCAUUCCCGUCAUACAUACAUUCCUUCCUGUCCUCUCAUGUACUCAAGAUAUACCAAAAAAAAAAGCAGCACCCUUUACCUUUAUAACCCGGAUCUCGAGGAUCCAUUCCUGUGAAUCGAUUCUUU
This is a messenger RNA of Mycena citricolor, 4372 nucleotides long. The record is from the annotation of a GenBank genome assembly. NCBI's taxonomy places the organism in Eukaryota, Fungi, Basidiomycota, Agaricomycetes, Agaricales, Mycenaceae.